Messenger RNA from Acanthopagrus latus (yellowfin seabream), 4041 nucleotides. Its product is annotated as transforming growth factor beta-3 proprotein-like. The transcript is spliced from 7 exons. The coding region runs from base 562 to 1788 and encodes 408 amino acids. The record is from RefSeq and is a predicted model, not a curated record. Gene Ontology annotation, cellular component: extracellular region. Lineage: Eukaryota; Metazoa; Chordata; Actinopteri; Spariformes; Sparidae. Gene Ontology annotation, molecular function: type III transforming growth factor beta receptor binding; cytokine activity; growth factor activity. Gene Ontology annotation, biological process: regulation of cell population proliferation; SMAD protein signal transduction; transforming growth factor beta receptor signaling pathway.
GUCCCUCCUCCAUCAAACGUCAGAAAGUAGCGGUAUAAAAAACAUGUGGGACCAUACCGACCGCUCAAAAGUCGCACAUACCUCGUUAACCUGACAGGCUGCGGUCUGCUUCCUCUGAGACCAUAAAGAGCUUUUUCUUUUUUAAUGAGACACACAAGAGGAGAGAUAUGCCGAGCUGCCGGACGAUUUAAAUCUGCUGGAUUUGCGCACAAGAAUGCGAGAGAAGAGUCUUUUUUUCCCCGUCUCCUACAGAUUCUUAUUUGUGCCGGAUGAAUUUCACAAUUUCACAAAGAGCCUGUCGCUCGUUCGGGAACAUUUUGAAUUGAGUCAUGUCUAAUGGGCGAACACAAAGUUGGAUUUCUGCUCACAACCAAAAAAAGGGACUGGCACAAGAAAACGAACUGAGUGAGGAGGGUUUUUGUUUCUUCACCAUUUAGCUCGCUGGGAAGACGUUUAUCAGUGUGAUCUGAGAGGCUCAUUAAACACCUUGACCUUGAUCAGUCCUCGCCUGUGAUAUCUGCACAUUUUCAACUACGAGUCAAAUGCAGAGAGAGAGAAAAGAUGCAUUUGGGUAAGGCUUUACUGUUCGUCCUCCUCCUCAACUGCGCGACUCUGAGCUCGUCCCUGUCCACUUGUGCCACCGUGGAUAUCGACCAUGUGAAGAGGAAGAGGGUCGAGGCGAUCCGGGGUCAGAUUCUGAGCAAGCUCCGGCUGACGAGUCCUCCGCAGUCCCUCGGACCGGGCAAGAUCCCCUAUCAGAUCCAAGCGUUGUAUAACAGCACCAAGGAGCUACUGGAGGAGCUGAGGAGGGAUCGGCAGCAAAGUUGCGGUCAGGACAACACUGAGACUGAGUACUAUGCCAAGGAGAUACACAAAUUCAACAUGGUCUACGGACCGCCAGAAAGCAAUGAUCUGCCCUACUGCCCAAAAGGCAUCACCUCCAAGGUUUUCCGCUUCAACGUCUCCGCCAUGGAAAGGAACUCGACCAACCUCUUCAGAGCAGAAUUUCGGGCUCUGAGGGUGCCAAACUCAAGCGCCAAGAGGAAUGAACAGCGUAUUGAGCUCUACCAGAUUGUGAGGCCAAACGAACACAUUAGGAAACAACGCUACAUCGCAGCCAAGAAUGUGUUGACCAAAGGUACUCAGGAGUGGGUCUCCUUCGAUGUGACCGAUACAGUGCGAGAAUGGCUGAUGAACCGAGGAUCUAAUCUGGGUCUGGAGAUCAGUGUGCACUGUCCCUGCCACACCUUCAGCCCAAAUGGUGACAUCAUUGACAAUGAGAACGAGGUGCUGGAGGUGAAGUUUAAAGGCAUGGAUGGAGAUGAGGAGCUCAAGCGCUUGGAUCUCCAUCAACUGAACAAGAAAAGGGAACAGUACCUGCCUCACCUCAUCCUCAUGAUGAUCCCACCCCACCGCCUGGACACUCAGUCCACACGCCGACGCAAGAGGGCGCUGGACACAAACUACUGUUUCUCAAACACGGAGGAUGGUUGCUGUGUUCGCAAGCUCCACAUCGACUUCCGCCGUGACUUGGACUGGAAGUGGAUCCAUGAGCCCAGUGGUUACGAUGCAAACUACUGCUCUGGGCCCUGCCCUUACCUGAGGAGCUCAGAUACAACACACAGCUCGCUGCUGAGCCUGUACAACACUUUGAAUCCGGAGGCGUCGGCCUCCCCCUGCUGCGUCCCUCAAGACCUGGAGCCGCUCACUAUACUCUACUACUCCGGACGAACCCCCAAAGUGGAGCAGCUCUCCAACAUGAUCGUCAAGUCUUGCAAGUGUAGCUGAGGAGACAGGAAUGGCAAGGUAGUGCAACAGGAUUUGACUAGGUACUGAUGAAACCCAUGCUCGUUGACUCUUUGGACUCUUAGCUGUGACAAAUAACUGAACCUGUGGCCUCAUGGCUUAGAUCUGAACACCACUCUGGAGGUCACACUUUUUUAUUCCCCUCUCCCUCUCAGUCAGUUCUGGAUCACAAGUAGUUAUUUUCAUUUUUUAAAAAGUCAAAGUCUGAUCUUAAAUCUUAAAAUAUUUCCUUCUGAAGGUGGAGAACACGUUCCUAAAACAUCCAGGAGCUGCUUCAUCGACAAUGACUGAGAAAUGAUAUAGACUUACUUUCUGUUGUAUUUUCUGACAAAUAUUCCACAAAGUUACAGUCUCAUUGUCAGUAGAGCAGCUUUCCUGUUUCCAGCCCUGGGGUGACAAUGUUAAAGAUCACACACAUAUUCCCGUGCUCUCCUCAAUGGUCCCUUCAAGUUGGAUUUUUAAAAUUUUUUUUACCGUGAACUUUGAUUCCCUUCCCCUUCAAACAGUGGACUUUAUCUUCAAACACAAAAGGAGAAAGGACAGACUCGCUGCUGUAUCCAAAGCCGUAGCUGUGGUCAGGGGAAAAGGAGAGCUGAGAGAAUGCCUGUUGGAUUUGCAAUGGAAAGUGAAUGAACAAAGAAGUUGAGCCAAGUUUUUUCUUUUUUUGGCCAGCCAGCAGCAAUGGCCCUUUUUUUUUUUUCUUUGCGGUGCAUCUAUUAGAAUGGAUGGAAGAAGAAGAAGAAGAAGAAGAAGUAGAGGAAGAUGAAGGGAACCUGUACGUGAGGGGAAGAACUGCGAUGGAAACUCGCCACGAGCACACUGCCAUUCACUGGAAGUCCUCAUCCCUAACAGGUUCAAAUUAUUUCUGGGACACUUUAAAGAAUAUACUGGAAAAGAACACGUGUUACGCAACAGGUUUUUUUUUUUUUUUUUUUUUUUUACGAGAUUUCUUUUACAUUAAUAGCAGAUUUAGUCUGUUACGCAACUUGUGAUAUAGUGAUUGUUUCACUGACCGGGCUACAAUCUGACAUGGUGGAGACACUUUUAUGUUAAACCAUUGGUACUGUUACAUUUUUCUUGUGAUUUAGGAAAAAAAGAACUUCUGUGUCCAAUGUAUGAUUUAGUUUGACCUGUUGUAUGUGAUCCGGUAUGUGUCUUGUUGUAUUAAAACGUGACUUUCCCCAGACGGUUAAAUCAGAGCACUUUUUCUCCAGCAACAACAGGAAAUGCCGUGUACAUUUAAACGCAGCUGCUUACUUGUUUUCUCUCCUAUCAACUCACCUGUCGCCCUUCACUCCAGCCAGCUGACAUGUGUAGUCAGGACUCAACACACUGCAGUCUUUCAUUCCCUCUGCCCCGUCUCUGUUUGUUUUGGUGCUCCUUUUACAGUGUGAAGCCCUAAUGGAACAAAAAAAAAGAAGGAGGGGAAAAAGUCAUAGUGGCUGGAUGUACAGUUAGACCUCAUUUUUCUCAGAGUCAGGAGGACGAUUCUGAAUCCCUGUACUGUUUGACAUUGGCCCAGUCUGAGUCAUCUCGCCUUUAGAUGACAUUAAGUGAGGUUUUUUUUUUAUUUGGCAGUAAUAUUGUUUUUAUUGACUUGUUGAUCGUGAUUAUUAUUAAAAACACAACAUGCAAAAACCUGUAUGAGCCCUUUUUAAAUCCUACAAAUCACUCCAGCAAUUGAAACGCUUUCAUUAAAGUGGAAAACAGACAACUUUUUCCCCCCUAUAGUGUCUCCAAGUGGUGUUAUUGUUGGAGCAGUUGUCACAAAGACAAGCGAGUCAUUUCCUUUUUUUUUUUCCAGCAGCACGGCACAAAACGUGAGUUUGUUAUUUCACUGAGUCUAUACUGGAGACGAGGAAGCAGAUAGAAAUGGUGCCAGGCUGCCAUCCUGGCUGGAAUCGACAGUUAGACUUCAUUUUCCUCGGCGGUUUCGUGCCAAAACAGCAUAAUGAAAGUGAGGUUUCUAAGGAAUGGCUCUGACCGCCAGUGGUGACAUUAUUCUACAGCCAUUACAUCGUGCAAUCAACAUUUACUUCACAACGAUAAGUUAAAGUAAAAAAACACGCCUGUUGCCAGCUUGAAUAAUCAAAUGUAACAGAUCUGUUAAAACAUUCAACUCCAAAUUAGGAAAAAUGAUGAAUUUACCCACUGGUCUUGUCUGCCAUGUUGAAAUGCCAUUUAAAAUGCUAUUUUCUCAUAAUGUUUUGGUUCCAUACGAACAUAAUUUUUCUU